ACUUGUUGCCAGUUGCCUCAAACAAGGAGUUUGAGACAAAGUCAUGAAAGCAAGACAGACAGCACCUUCUACAUAGUCCUAUACGAACUAACAAACCUGUCUAUCUGUCACUCUGUCUUUUUUUCCUUCUCUGAUUAGUCAUUCUUUUUGUUGUUGUUGUUGUUAUUGUUGUUGUUGUUGUGUUUUUCUUCACCCAAAGCUUGUUAUAGUUUGUUGUAAUCUAUGACUGAAAACUGGAAUUGCUUAACUCUUGAUUUGAUCAUCUUCAAUGUAACUCUAGCUUCCAUAGAUGGAUUUCUUGCCUUCAUUGCAUUUGCUCAGGUCCUCCGGAUUCACUUGAGAAGUCAACAAAAUGGUUGGAUGCGGCAAAAAGUACUUCAUAUCAUGAUUGGCACUUCCAACUUAGGAUACUGUAUCUAUUUUACAAGUACUGUUUUUGCUACUUGUAAUGGGUGGUAUUGCUGGUCCGGUGUUUGCGGUUUUAUUCUUAUGGCCGCUCCCAAAGUCGUGUUUUUAGCAGCGUUUCUACUCCUACUAUCGUUCUGGGUCGACCUUUGCCAUCAGGAAAAUGAAGAAGAGUUGGACGAUGAGGAUAAUGCCGAGAGUAGGUCGCAGCAGGCUUUGGUGGAAGGUGUGAUGAGGGAACAACAUGGUUCAGCUCCCAAAAAAUUUCACCGUAGAUGCUGCUCAAUCCAAGGCAUUCACAUUGGUAGCAGACAGAAAUACGUCAUAAUGAUUGUGCUUCUGAUCUUUGCUGUGAUGAUGGCAUUUGCUAUACUUAUCUGUGUUGGAGAUGUCACGAAUCCAAUAGAUCCGUCAAUUGUUGCUCGGGUAUAUGAAACAUUUCUUGCAAUAAUGAUACUUAUAUUGGCCGGAGCGUUAGGCUGCUAUGGUUUCCUUCUUUUCUUCAAAUUAAGGAAAGUACGAUCUGAGAACGCUUCAUCAGAAAUGUGGAAGGUUAUCAGUUUAGCUAUUAUUUCGAUUGUAUGUUUUUCAUCGAGUGCAUUAGUAGCUCUCAAUACAGAUAUACCUCUUUUCUAUCAUUGGCAUUUAAAGUUCAUAUAUGGAGUUAAAGCUUUUGUUUUCUUGACCAUUUAUUAUUUUAUAGGUUCUUCUUUACCGUCAGCUUAUUUGUUAUGGAUAAUUAGAGAAUUGCCACCUCCAGUCACAGAUAGUAUACAAGAAGAACCAAGAGGAACAUAUGCUUUCAUCAGCCACGCCGAGGAAACAUCCAGCUCAAAUCAUCCUUCGUCGUGGACUACUGCUACAAGUUCCAAGAAUCAGAUUUCAAGAGCAAGUCCGAUAUGAGUGAUUGAGCUCCUUAUACUCCAUCUAAUGAACAAAUAUUCUAAUGACACAUGAUACGUCCCGAGUACACGAUUAAUUGUGAUUUCUGACAAGUGACAAAGCAUUUGAUCAAGUGUCUAUUAGUUGGCUUCCUUCCUUCCUUCCAACAUGCAUCGGUAUAUAUGAUGUAUAUAUGUUACUGUAUAUAGUUGCAAUUUGUGAUCAUCUCUUUGUAAAAGCUCUUAUGAUGCUAUGGAUGGCUUUUACAUUGUACAUAUAUAUGAAUGCAAUCAAAGGUUGUAAUAUAAUAGUGAUGAACUUGGGGAGCACAUAUACAAAGUAUCCACUAUGUUACAUAUACAAAGUAAUACGAACGACAAAUAGAGUUAUUAAUUAUUAAAUACUUUAUUUAGUAGAAAUAGAUAUUAUAACAAAGUGAAUCCAUAAAAUAAAUAAAAUUUAUAAUUCUUAAA
Molecule: messenger RNA, 1760 nt
Organism: Vicia villosa (hairy vetch)
Lineage: Eukaryota; Viridiplantae; Streptophyta; Magnoliopsida; Fabales; Fabaceae
Exons: 13
Coding region: 223-1308 (361 amino acids)
Source: RefSeq, a predicted model, not a curated record